Molecule: messenger RNA, 4983 nt
Organism: Ostreobium quekettii
Lineage: Eukaryota; Viridiplantae; Chlorophyta; Ulvophyceae; Bryopsidales; Ostreobiaceae
Source: the annotation of a GenBank genome assembly
AUGCGUCACGUCCUUUCCGCUCUGGUGCAAAACGUCCCCGGCGUGCUGGCCCACGUGGCCGGGAUGCUCGCUUCCCGCGGCUACAACAUCGACAGCCUGGCUGUCGGUGAAACCGAAGACCCGCACCUGUCGCGGAUGACCUUCGUCGUGGUCGGCGACGACAGCGUGCUCGACCAGGUCCGCAAGCAGUUGGAAAAGAUCGUCACCGUUGUGCAGGUGACCGACAUCAGCUCGCAGGACCACGUCGAGCGUGACCUGAUGCUCAUCAAGGUCAACAGCGAGGGCGGCAAGCGGGCCGAGAUCCGUGAGCUGACCGACAUCUUCCGCGGCCGCGUCGUGGAUGUCGCGCCCGACGAGAUCAUGAUCGAGCUGGCCGGCCAAGAGAAGAAGAUCCAGGCGUUCAUCGACAUGAUGCGGCCGUUCGGCAUCCUAGAGGUCGCCCGCACGGGGCGCAUCGCGAUGGUGCGGUCGGUCAACCGUCCGCUGGGCUCCACGGGCGUCAAGAUCUAUUACGACGCGGACGCAGACAUGAAGGCCCUUGAAGGCAAGACCGUGGCCAUCAUCGGCUACGGCUCGCAGGGCCACGCCCACGCGCAGAACCUGCGUGACAGCGGCGUCAAGGUUGUCGUGGGUCAGCGUCCGGGCGGCGAGAAUUACGACCUCGCCAAGAGCCACGGCUUCGAGCCGAUGAGCGCGGCCGACGCCGCCAAGGCGGCCGACGUUAUCAACAUCCUGCUGCCGGACGAGGUUCAGGCCGACGUCUACAAGAGCGACAUUGCGCCCAACCUGUCUAAGGGCAAUGUGCUGAUGUGCUCGCACGGCUUCAACAUCCACUUCGGCCUGAUCGAGCCGCCCAAGGGUGUCGAGACCCUGCUGGUCGCCCCCAAGGGCCCGGGGCACCUGGUCCGCAGCGAGUUCACCGCCGGCGGCGGCGUCCCCUGCCUGAUCGCCCUUGAGGACGACGCGUCGGACGACACCUUCCAGAUCGGCCUGGCCUACGCCAAGGGCCUGGGCGGCGCCCGGGCCGGCGUCAUCCGCACCUCGUUUGCCGAAGAGACCGAGACCGACCUGUUCGGCGAGCAGGCCGUACUGUGCGGCGGCCUCAGCGAGCUGAUCAAGGCGGGCUUCGACACACUGGUCGAGGCCGGCUACCAGCCCGAGAUGGCCUACUUCGAGUGCAUGCACGAGGUGAAGCUGAUCGUCGACCUGUUCUACCAGGGCGGCCUCAACUACAUGCGGUACAGCGUGAGCAACACCGCCGAGUAUGGCGACUACUCCACCGGCCCGCGGAUUAUCACCGACGAGACCAAGGCCGAGAUGAAGAAGGUGCUCGAGGAGAUCCAGAACGGCACCUUCGCCCGCAACUGGAUGCUGGAGAACAAGGCCGGCGCCCCGGGCUUCAAGGCGACCCGCCGCCGCGAGCGCAACCUGCCGAUCGAGAAGACCGCCGGCUUCCCCGACGACGAGCGACUGCUCUCAGCUGACGAACGCGAGCGCGCCGACCGGUUCCAUUUCGAGCAGGACCGCCGCCACUUUGUCGCGGCGCGGGGCGGGCUGCGGCGUUUGCUGGGGCGUGCUACGGACCAUCGGCCAGACGAGCUCGCCUUCCACUACCACGGGAUGGGCAAGCCGUCGCUCACCGAGGAGCUCGGCGGCGGGCUGUGGUUCAACUUGUCUCACACGGCGGGCGUGGCGAUCGCAGCGUUGUCGUCAGACGGCGAGCUGGGCGCCGACGUCGAAGCGGUGCGCCCCACCAACUGGGCGGGCGGCAUCGCCGAGCGGUACUUCUCGCCAGCCGAAGUCGAAGAACUCAAGGCCGAACCGGCCGACAAACAGGACCGGGCGUUUUUUCGCUUUUGGACCAACAAGGAGGCGGUCGUCAAGCUGCUCGGCUCCGGGCUGGGCUUCCCGCUGCCGACAUUCACCACACCGCUCAACGCGGACGCCGGCGCCCGGGUGGUGCUGCCAGAGAACCCGCUCAGCCUCUCCCAGUGCUGGGUGCAUCCGCUGCCGACCGGCCCCGGGCUGCAGGGCGCCGUCGCGACACCGUCGACGGGCAAGGCGGCCGUCGAUGCGCUGGCCGGUGUCGGGACCGGCGGCCUGUCCGACCCCGACCACGACGCCGACCCAGGCCUAGCGGACUGCGUGCUGACGCUCACCCGGCGAGCCAUGGCUUGCGACUUUCAGGUGCAGCUGAUCGCCAGCCCCAACCGGAACGAAACCCAACCCGGCCUCGACGCGCUCGACCUGAUCGACCGCCAAGAAGACCGCCUAAGCGUGUACCGCGACUCUAGUGACAUCAGCCUGCUGAACGGCGCCGCACAGCACGGCCCCGCCGAGACCGACGCCGGGAUGUUCGCUCUGCUGGAGCUGUGCGAAAGGCUCUACCAAGACACCGGCGGGGCGUUCGACGCGACCACGGGGCCGCUGUCGCGGGCGUGGGGUUUCUUCCAGCGUGAACCACGCGUGCCGGAUGACGACGCGCUCGCGGCGGCGAUGGAGCUGGUCGGCUGGCGGCGCGUAACGCUCGACGUAAAGGAGCAGAGCGUCGCGUUCGAGAAGCCAGGCGUGGAGGUGAACUUCAACGGCAUCGGCAAGGGUUACGCGCUCGACCUGGCGGCCGACCAGAUGCAGCUAGAGCUGGUCGACGACUUCCUGCUGCACGGCGGGAGGAGCACGCUGGUCGCCCGGGGGGCUCGCCCCGGCGGAAAACCGGGGUGGGGUGUGGCGCUGCGGCACCCGCUGCGGCCGCAGCUCCGGAUCGCCGAGUUUUCACUCAUCAACCAGGCGUUCUCGACCUCGGGCGCGGCGACCCAGGGGUUCGUUUCAGGCGGGCAGCGGUAUGGGCACAUCCUGGACGCCCGCACCGGUCGACCGGCCAGCGGGCCGCAUAGCGUAAGUGUGAUUGCCCCCACCGGCACCGAGGCGGACGCCCUCUCCACUGCGUUCUAUGUGAUGGGCCCGGAGGCGGCCCGCAAGUAUUGCAACGCCCAUCCAGGCGUCGGGGCGGCGUUUGUGCUGCCCGAUAGCGUGGGCCUGUGGGGGAUUGUCGCAUUCCUGGUGCUGACUGGCGUGGGUGUGCCCAUCCCUGAAGAAGCCCCCCUGGUGCUGGCGGGGGUGCUCAGCAGCAAGGGACACUUCGACCCGGCAGUUGCCUUCGGGGCGUGCCUGAUGGGCGCACUGCUAGGCGACUCGCUGAUGUACGCAAUCGGCCGGCACCUGGGGCACGGCUUCCUGCUCCGACACCCGCUGAUCUCUCGCUUCAUCAACGCCGAAGAAGAAGAGAAGAUAGAGCACGUGAUCCAAAACCACGGGUUCAAGAUCCUGCUGGGGACGCGGUUUCUGAUCGGCAUCCGUGGCGCCGUUUACUUCGCCGCCGGCGCCGCCAGGGUGCCUUACUUGAGGUUCCUGCUGUGGGACCUAAUCGCCGCAACACUGGUCGUGGGCAUCGUAUUCGGCCUGGGCUACCUGUUCGGGCCCUGGAUCGAGCCGGUCAUACAAGACGCAGAAAAACUGGCUACGGUCAUGGUGGUCGCGGUGCUGAUUGGUGUCGGCUACAUGGUGUACCGCAAACGGGUCGAGCGCGUUGACCGCGAGCUCGAACGCCUGGAACGAGAGUCGCAGGGAUCGUCCCGCCUGACCCCCGAGACCAUCGCCAUGCCGUCUCCCCCCCUUGUCAUCGGCACCCACAACGCCAAGAAGGGCGACGAGCUCGCCGACGCCCUCGCUCCGCACGGCGUGCGGGUGCAGACGCUGGCCGAUUUCCCCACCGCGAUUGAAGUCGUGGAGGACGGUUUGACCUUCGGCGACAACGCCCGGCUCAAGGCCGUGCAGCAGGCGAAACACCUGGGGAAGUGGGUGCUGGCCGACGACAGCGGCAUCCAGGUCGACGCGCUCCAAGGCGAGCCCGGUGUCUUCUCCGCACGCUUCGCCGGCCCCGAGUGCGAUGACGCGGCCAACAACCGUUUGCUGCUGGAGAAGCUGUCCGGGCUGCCGCCGCAGAAACGCGGCGCGCAGUACUACUGCCACAUCACGCUGGCGGACCCAGCCGGAGAGAUCCGCGGCGAGGCGUGCGAUGUCUGCCGCGGCGUGAUCGUCGACAAGCCGCGUGGCGCCAACGGGUUCGGAUACGACCCGCUGUUCGAGAUCCGCGAGCUGCACCGCACCUUUGGCGAGCUGGGGCCUUCGGUCAAGAAGGAUCCCAUGUCCCACCGCUACCGCAUCCAGUUCCCCCCCAGCGACGCCCACCACCUUGAGCAGGACGAGGUCAGCUUUUUUGUCCUCGAGCAGGACAAGAAGACGCGGCUGCGAUUCCACGACUACGACAAGAUCUACCCGCGGCAGGGACUCUACGAGCAGGUGUUCUACGACCGGCUCAAGUGCACGUCGCCCAAGAAGGUCGGCGAGGAAUUGAAGCAGGCCCUCGACGCGGCCGGCAAGAGCAUCAGCGAACUGCGGGUGCUGGACCUGGGCGCCGGCAACGGGAUGAUGGGCGAGGUUCUCAAACGGCACGGGGUGGCCCGGCUGAUCGGCGCGGACAUCAUCCCAGAGGCCCGCGAGGCGUGCCUCCGCGACCGCCCCAGCGUGUACGACGACUACUACGUGGCGGACUUCACCGACCUGUCGCCCGACCAGAUUGACGAGCUGUCCGGCUGGUCGAUCGACUGCCUGACCAGCGUGGCGGCCCUUGGUUUCGGCGACAUCCCCGCCGCCGCAUUCUUUCAGGCGAUGCGGUUCGUCGAGGUGGGCGGCUGGGUGGCGUUCAACAUUAAAGAGACCUUUCUCGACCGGGCCGACCAGUCGGGCUUCUCACGGUUUAUCCGGGAGCUAAUCUUUUCGGAGUACCUCGACCUGCACCACCUGGAACGGUACCGCCACCGAUUGUCGAUGGAGGGGACGCCGCUGUAUUAUUUCGCGUUGGUGGCUCAGAAGACGGCCGAGAUCCCCGCCGACUUUUUGGAACGUCACGAAAUCACCGCGUAA